Molecule: messenger RNA, 2022 nt
Organism: Guyanagaster necrorhizus
Lineage: Eukaryota; Fungi; Basidiomycota; Agaricomycetes; Agaricales; Physalacriaceae
Exons: 3
Coding region: 227-1753 (508 amino acids)
Source: RefSeq, a predicted model, not a curated record
UGUCGCCGCAAGGAUGUGUCAGCCCAAACACCUUGAUCAUGAACCUCCACUAUCAUCGCACCAGCGUCCCACAUCGGCCUUUUUAUCUGCGGUUUUCUCAAGGGCAAGUUUGAUCUAUCCGUUUCUCCUGCGAAUCGGAGGUUUGGCCCUGGAAUGACGCAGCGGGCGGCCACCCUAUGGAAAAUGCCUUAUAUGCGCGUCGAGCUACGGUCUAUUCGAUGUUACAAUGGGCGACGAGCGAGAAAAGAUUAGCAAAAUGAAUCCAUGCCUGGAUGGUGAUGCGAACCCGUUGAGGUACAUGUUCGUACCCGCGUCACUGGAUUUCAUCAAGCCGCAAGCGCUAUACCAAAAAAUCCCAACUGUUCAGUGCGUUACAGAGGAUGGUACCGUACAAUUUGAUCUCGGUUUACACGUCGACGUCAAGUGUAGCAAGGACCAGAAAUGUAUAUCAGCACCCAUACAGCGUAUCCCCCCCGAACUGCUGAUGGAAGUCUUCCUAUGGGCCAGAGCUCAAUACGACACCCUCGAUCUGGCUGAUGAACACAGUUUGCCAUGGACACUUAGUCAGGUCUGCAGCUCCUGGCGAGCCACAACCAUGUCGUUGCCCGAAAUCUGGACGGACUUUACCCUUAAUUCAUCCCGUCUCAUUUGGAAACGCCAGCCUCUCUCGCUGCUUACCGCCGUUGCCACUCGCUGUCGUCAUACCCUUAAUUUUACGUGGAAAGACCUGGCUAUUGACGCGGGGUCAGACGGGGACUACCUUCUCAAGGCGUUAUUCCAGGUGUUAAUAAAUCAUUCCGAUUCGUGGAAGGUCGUCCAGCUGGAAUUGCCGUGUCAUCUUAUACCCAUGCUCUCUCAACUUCAUGGACGUCUGUCGUCCUUGACAGACCUUCAUUUUUCAUGCUACUCUUCCAGCGUGGAUAACAUAGAAGGCUUCGAGGUUGCUCCGCGUUUAACCAACAUAAAGAUUCGUGGAUUGGGUCCAUAUACACGAUUUGCCUUUCCGUGGAAAAACCUCGUUCAUUAUUGCGAUCACCGCAUUCCAGAAGGGAGAGCCUUUGAUUUGGGUAUACUCAACAAAGCGCCAUAUCUUGAGGCGUUCGAAAGCAAUGUCCGGCAACAGAUCCUUUCCAUGCUCACUCCUGUAUUUCACGAUAGGUUAUCGCUUCUCAACGUGCGCGAUAGCAGCUUCCUUGACAGUCUGACGCUUCCCGCACUGAAGGAGAUCACCCUGCGUCCCUACAUCGUGGACGAGACUCGCGCGGAUACCAACCUUCCAGCCCUCCUUGGGAUGAUAUCGCGGUCCAAGUGCUCCCUGCGUCGUCUAUCGGUGUAUGACGUUGCCCCCGACUCGGACCUGAUACAUAUCCUGGAAAUGUCGCCCGAGCUCGAGUUUCUGAGCCUGAAUAUCCCUCGCUGUCGUGAUCCAUCCAGUGUGCACCUAAGGUCUCUGAUGAGCCAUAUGCAGGGUGCACUGGUGAGUCGGUUAGGAACACUGGCAAUUAAUCGCUAUGAUCGAGACACGAGUGAAGCGUUGGUAUUUUUGGACGAGGUUUUCGUGGAGAUGAUUGCGGGAAGGCAUGCGAAGAGAUCGUUGCACGCAGUAAGGUUUGAUGUCUGGGUUCCAGAGGCAGGGUCAUACAAAUGCCCGUUAUCGGAGGGGAGCGUUAGGCGGCUGAAGGAAUUUCAGGGGGAAGGAUUAGAGCUGUGUAUCCGGGCGAAUGAUUUUGGAACGUCGAAGAGGUACGUAUAGGUCAGAUGUAUCACUGCCAAAAUAAAGUGAUCAAUUUUACGCCGCGUGGUCCCUUCCUAAGAGGCGAUUUCUGGGGGGGAAAGUGAGAUUGCGCCGAAAAAACACAGCAUCUAACCCAUAAGGCCUGCAAUCAGUAUUUUUUUACGAAAUUGCUUGCCUGUUCAGCCAAGGCCUAUGUCCGCCGGUUUUGUUCUUGUUUUGUUUAUUUGCUUUGUUCGAAAAUAUUUUCAUCAUUAGGUCCUCCUCAAACUCAUGUACUGGUUCCCAAU